GCUAAAGUAAAGAGAGGAGACGAACUUUGAUACAAUCCAGUAAUAAGUAAUAAAAUUGUUGAAUAAUAAAGUAUAAACGUAUUUAAAAAACCGUUUUAUAUUCUGUCAUUUGUCUUGUGGUAUUUGCCAUCAUUAAUUUACGAAUUUUAUUACCAGCAAAAGUUCUCUAGAAAUGGCAACACGUUGGGGUAUAGCCGGUGCAGGAAAAAUAUCUCAUGAUUUCACAAACGCGACUGCUACAUUACCGAAAAAUGAACAUGAAGUUAUAGCUGUUGCUGCACGUGAUUUGAAUCGUGCUAAUGAUUUUGCUAAGUUACAUCACAUCAAAAAAGCCUAUGGCAGUUAUGAAGAGUUGGCUAAAGAUCCUGAUGUCGAAAUUGUUUAUGUGGGAACUUUGAAUCCUCAGCACCUGGAAGUCGCCAAGAUGAUGCUGAGUCACGGAAAGCAUGUCCUCUGUGAAAAACCACUGACGAUGAAUUUGAAACAGACAAAAGAACUGAUUAGUUUUGCUAGAUCCAAAGGUUUAUUCCUGAUGGAGGCAAUAUGGAGUAGAUGUUUCCCGGUAUAUCAAGCUGUCAAAGAAGCUAUAAAAGCUGGAGAGAUUGGCGAUGUCAAACAAGUGAUCGUAUCAUUUGGAUUUGCUAUGGAGCACGUGGAUCGUUUGAAUAUAAAAGAACUAGGCGGUGGCACAAUCUUGGAUCUUGGAGUCUACACACUGCAACUGGCCCAGUUUAUUUAUGAUGGUGAGAAACCGAUAGCUGUUAAAGCUGGAGGUUUUUUGAAUGCUGAUGGUGUUGAUACGUCUACGUCGGCUACUCUUUUGUACAAAAAUAAUCGGACUGCUACGGUGAUGACACACUCGGUGGUUACUUUACCAAAUGAAGCUGUUAUCAUUGGCACUGAGGGUGUGAUAAAAAUACCGACAUUCUGGUGCCCAGUGACCGCUGAAUUGCCAUCGGGUAAAAUAAAGUUCGAUUUGCCCAAAGCUCCGCUUCCUUUUAAUUUUGUCAAUAGUGCUGGGCUUCGUUACGAAGCUAUGGAAGCACGUGCUUGUCUCCAAAAGGGUUUGAAAGAGAGUCCAAAGGUAUCACAUGCUGAGUCGCUGCUUAUUGCUGAACUUGAAGACGAAUUGCGCCGGCAAAUCGGAGUCGUUUAUCCGCAGGAUUAAAAAAAAAUGUUUGAUCAACAAGAUAUUUGUAUGAAUAUUUAUUUAUAUUAAGAAAAAUAAAAUUUUAAUUUUAAUUA
Molecule: messenger RNA, 1245 nt
Organism: Microplitis mediator
Lineage: Eukaryota; Metazoa; Arthropoda; Insecta; Hymenoptera; Braconidae
Product: trans-1,2-dihydrobenzene-1,2-diol dehydrogenase-like
Exons: 4
Coding region: 173-1168 (331 amino acids)
Molecular function (GO): nucleotide binding
Source: RefSeq, a predicted model, not a curated record